Molecule: messenger RNA, 1747 nt
Organism: Notolabrus celidotus (New Zealand spotty)
Lineage: Eukaryota; Metazoa; Chordata; Actinopteri; Labriformes; Labridae
Gene: tspan36
Product: tetraspanin 36
Exons: 7
Coding region: 237-977 (246 amino acids)
Biological process (GO): protein localization to plasma membrane; regulation of vascular endothelial growth factor signaling pathway; protein maturation
Cellular component (GO): membrane
Source: RefSeq, a predicted model, not a curated record
AUGUGAGGGGGGCAGCAGGAAGGCUGUAUGACCUGUUCUGUAACAUCGCUCUCCUCCCCAGAAGCAUGUGACCAUGUGAUCGCAGCCUCUCUCUCUGCAGCCAGACAGACAGAUUGAGUUAACUUGUGACCAGAGCAGUAGCAGCAAGCAGCAGCAGCAGUAGCCCGACUCUCUCUGGAAGAUAAAAACAGCCCCCGCACAGAUCUCCUUCAAUCACUUCAUCUCAACCAGACAUCAUGGACUGCGGAAUCUUCACGUCCAAGACCGUCCUCCUCUUCCUCAGCUUGAUAUUUUGGGCUGCAGGAGGAUUGAUGGCCUAUGUCGGGGCCUACGUGAUCAGGAGUUAUGACAAUUUCAACAACUUCAUCCAGGACAAGUACACUCUAAUCCCUGCUGCUAUCAUUGUUGGUGUCAGCGUGGUGAUGUUCAUUUUUGGUCUGUUGGGAUGCUUCGCCACAAUACGGGAGUCCAGAGCCGGUCUCAGCUUUUUCUUCUUUUUCAUCAUGGUGAUCUUUGUAGCCGAAGUUGCUGCUUUGGUAUUCAGCUUCAUCUACCAAAACAAGAUAAGCGGAGACCUGCAGCGCUCCAUGAGUGAUGUCUUCUCCAAGUAUGAUGGAGAAGAUGCUGAGACCAAAGCUGUGGACUACCUUCAGACUCAGUUGCAGUGCUGUGGUGUCAGAAACUACACCAGCUGGUCCAGCACGGCCUGGUUUACAGAGCACAACAACACAGUGCCUCUGAGCUGCUGUAAAAACAUUUCCUCUGAACAGUGCACAGGCAGACUCGACCAAGUAGACCUGCUGAACGUUGAGGGUUGUGAGGCCAAGCUGGAGGUGCUCUUACAGGAUGUAUUGGGUUAUGCCAUGCUUGUCAUCCUGGGCUUCGCAAUUGUAAAGUUCUUUGGCAUGCUAAGCGUGUGCGUGAUCACCUGUAAAGCUGGCAGCCGGAGGAAUGGCUACCAGCCUCUCUAUGCCUGAGACAUCCCUGCAACCAACUACCACCUCCACUUGUUGCUUGACUAGCUUUGCUGACAACUUUAUCAGCGAUGUACGGACACAUCUAGACUAAACAUUGUACAAACAUGAGUUUUAUUUUUGUUUAUGGCAUAUAGUAUAUAGAAAAUCUAUGUUUUAGUCUAAAGGGGACCAAGAUGAAGUGUUCCUCCUCUAAAAGUAUCAGCAAAAUGUGCCCUUCACUUGUUAAAUCCUUUGAUUGAAUACAGACAUGGCUUUCAAUUUGAUUUGUAGUCUGUAUUUCCCAAUUUGGAUUUGACCCAAAGUUUUUGCCUACAUGUGGCAUUCCUUUAGAUUACACAUGUGACAGAAGCACGAGACACAGUUUGGAAAGUGAUUGGUUUUUGUUUGCUGAAAGUCUUAGAUUUUAGAGCAUCUGUUUAUUCCUCAUGUUUACUGUAAAGCGGGUGCAGUUCUGUGACAUCAUGACAGGAGACAUGUGACAGAAAACAUUAAGGUGCCUAUUUGUAUAUCUCGCCUCACCAUCUCACUCUGCUGCGUCAUGUAGAUAUUCUUUGAAGGAACAUUAUUCUUUGGAAUAUAUUCAAAUGAAAUAUCAAGCUACAUAUGAAGCUUGCUGUGAUUCUGAACAAAAGGAGAGAGGUUAUGUGCCUGGCAUUUAGGUGUAUAAAUACAUAUACAUGUAUGCAAUUUUAACUGUAUUAAAUGACACAGUGUGACUUUGGUUGUGUUUACUAUGUUUCUAAAUUAAACCGGUGAAAACUUCCCACUUA